Molecule: messenger RNA, 1131 nt
Organism: Loa loa (African eye worm)
Lineage: Eukaryota; Metazoa; Nematoda; Chromadorea; Rhabditida; Onchocercidae
Product: PQ loop repeat family protein
Exons: 8
Coding region: 48-1025 (325 amino acids)
Source: RefSeq, a predicted model, not a curated record
UUUCAGUUCACUCAUCCUCUACCUUUCCGAGAAUCUUGAGAUAUGACAUGAUGACGUCAUUGUUGUUCCGGAUGAUACCAAAGCGCGACGCUCACUUGUACGACAGAUGGGAUUCCAGUGACACCGAGUUUCAUAUGUUGCCGAACUGUACGGAUGGAAUUAGAUGGGUCCUGGAUGUUUUUGGGGAUUGUGUCGACACGAACUUGAAAUUAGUUGGUUUUAUCGUUGGGUUCAUAUCAUUGUUCUUGUGGCUUCUACCAUUAAUUCCACAGCUUUUACAUAAUUAUCGUACUAAACGAUGCGAUGGUCUUUCCAUCUAUUUCAUUCUUUUUUGGAUUGUUGGUGAUUCGUGCAAUGCGGCUGGAGCAGUACUUACAGAUCAACAACCUCUUCAAAAAAUUAUUGGUGUUUACUACAUCAUGCAGGAUGUAGUUCUUCUUAGUCAGUAUUUUUAUUACAGUCGCAUCUAUUCACAUCCACUGCGAGUUUCGGCACGAAUUAAUCCAAUAACAAGUCCAACAGCGAUAGUACCUGGCAUUUUUGUUGGAUUAUUUUGGAGUGGGACAUUACUUUCGAGUGGACGUGCAUCAAAUAAAUUUGAUUAUCAAGCUUAUAAAAUGUCAUUCAGAAGAAGAAAAUUACUUUCUGCGGAACUAAUCGGUGGACCACCAUUUUUUUACGGCUACUACGAUUUGCUCGGAUAUAUAAUUGGUUCUAUAGCCGCAACAUGUUACUUUGCUGGUCGAAUCCCGCAGCUGCUGAAAAAUUAUUACCGUCAGUCUUGUGGAGGUCUAUCGCUGAUUAUGUUCUACAUAAUUAUAGCGGCAAAUGCUACAUAUGGAUUAUCUGUUUUACUGGAAGCAACUAAUUGGCAUUAUAUUUUGCGCCAUUUACCAUGGUUGGCAGGUAGUUUAGGUUGUUGUAUAAUCGAUGUCAUUGUGGUAAUGCAGUACUUCUAUUAUGAUCGAUUGAAUCAUCAGAAAGAUAUAAUGGAGCGUGAGGCAUUAUUGGAAGAUGCAGAUUGAUGUUUCUAUAUUUAUUAGUCUUAUGUACGUUGUUUCUGUUGUUUAUAACUCUCAAAUCUAGACGGAUACUUUUCCAAAGAGUAAUGGUUCUUCCGAAAUUUCGACA